Chiloscyllium plagiosum (whitespotted bambooshark) is the source of this 2361-nucleotide messenger RNA. It is a transcript of the gene klf15, whose product is annotated as Kruppel like factor 15. The record is from RefSeq and is a predicted model, not a curated record. Gene Ontology annotation, biological process: regulation of transcription by RNA polymerase II. Lineage: Eukaryota; Metazoa; Chordata; Chondrichthyes; Orectolobiformes; Hemiscylliidae. Gene Ontology annotation, molecular function: RNA polymerase II cis-regulatory region sequence-specific DNA binding; DNA-binding transcription factor activity, RNA polymerase II-specific.
UGCAGUCACAUGUGGACAGAGUGAAUCCUCUAACACUGUACACACAAGCGACAGCUAGAGCCGGCUUCAAUGACACAUUGCUUCAGGCGCUGGGUCCAGUUGGUUUCCUGUGGAUGUGAGCCCAGAUAGUGGGUGAUCUCAUUGGUCCAUCAUUGAUCUACAUCACUCUACAGGUAGCCAUGGUGGAUCACCUGCUGUCCAAUAAGAGCCACUUCCUGCCGCUGGGUUACCAUGGCGGUAAGAUGAUGGAGAGCUGCAGUUACCGGAUGUUACCGUCUCCUGUGUCUGAGGAUGAUAGUGACUGCUCCAGUUCCUGCUCCUGCUCCAGCCCUGACUCCUUGGUGCUGAACUCUGGCUCCCGGAGCUCCUCCAGCAGCCACAGUGGAGACAGUAUCAUCGAUUACCUGCUUUCCCAGGCUUCCAUGAGGAGCUUCCCAACUCCGGCUUGGGACCAGAAGGCUGGCCAUCCCGUCAUCAAGGAGGAAGCUGUGGAAUUUCCCAGCUUUGGGGCAGAGGGGGAUGCGUUGCGGCCAUUCCAGCCAACCCUGGAGGAAAUUGAAGAAUUCCUUGAGGAGAACAUGGAGGUGGAUUCAAAGGAUGAACCCAAAAGUGAAGUGACCGAGGGGAUAAGUGAUGAUCCGGGCUCCUCCAUCAUGCUGCAGGGCAAAGUGAUCUCAAUGCAAGCCAAGUCGGAAAUGAAAGAUGUGAGGAAUACUGAACAGGCAUUGACACCUGGCGGAGCCAUCCCUGUCCUUCUUCAGCUGCAGCCUGUGAAGCAGGAGCAGGGCAGUGAGGGUCACCCACACCCUCGAACUGACCUGAAGGUUGCCCAACUCCUUGUCAACAUUCAGGGGCAAACCUUUACCCUGGUGCCUCAGUUUGUGCAGUCCUCCAGUCUGAACUGCUCCCGUCAGUACGUGAGGAUCGCGCCGGUUCCUGUAGCCGCUAAGCCCACGGCUGGAGCUGUGGAAGGCUCCCAGGGCCAAGGUGCCCUCCUCCUGGGCCACAAGUUUCCAAAAGGGACCCCAGCAGAACUUCUGAAAAUGCACAAGUGCACCUUCCCCGGCUGCACCAAGAUGUACACCAAGAGCAGCCAUCUGAAAGCUCAUUUAAGGAGACAUACAGGAGAGAAGCCAUUUGCCUGCACUUGGCCUGGGUGUGGAUGGAGGUUCUCAAGGUCAGAUGAACUCUCCAGACACAGGAGAUCGCACUCUGGAGUCAAGCCGUACCAGUGUGCUAUCUGUGAGAAGAGGUUUGCUCGCAGUGACCACCUUUCCAAACACAUCAAGGUGCACCGCUUUCCCAGAACUGGUCGGACAGCCCGGCCUGUGAACUGAACAUUCAGAACACUGACCCAGCUGUAAGGGCUGCCUGUGGAAACUACAGGUGAAUGGGAGCAGGGGGUGGACAUGGAGCCAGGACAGAGACGCACCGUUCCAUUCAAGCCCAUUGCAGGAUGUCUGCACCUUGACCUCAUUAGGAAUGGCUGGCCUGAAUGUAAUUAACCCUUUGGUGCCAAAGCUGCUGAGAGAUGACAGAUUCAAGAUGGCCAGACCCAACUACCCAAACUUUAACCUCAGGCCACUGUCCCAGCCACACCGUGUGAAUCUCACAUCGAAGGGUGUCCAGCUACUGUGUUCCUUAUUGUCACUUCUCCUGUUACUCUGCGUGGAUGUGUAGGGCGAUUAAAAGCCCUUUGUUCCCUCUGAACCACGGGCGAGACUCCAUUUCACUGCCUGAGCUAUGACUCCUCCAAGUGGCACUUCUCCAUGUAGACUGAAGGUUAUUUACUGGAUACUGAUGGCGACAUGUUGUCUAUGAAAUGUGUAAAUAAGCCAGCAAACGUUCACCCUCUCACAUCAUUUUAAAUGUGUGGCUUAUUUUCCUUUUUAGGAAAGCAAGCAUAUCUCAAAUUUCUCAGACUAUACGAAAAAAAAGUAAGGCAGGAUAGGGAGAGAUUGAUCAGAGAGCUCAAUCACCAAGGCUCCUCAGUUAGGGAUGGGUAUUAAAUGCUGAUCCCAACCAGCGACGCUCACAUGAACAAUAACUCCAAGAUAUAGGUUUUUUUUUGUUUAGGAAUGUAGUCAAAGCCACUCUCUCAGCAAGCCUGAGUAUCUGUGAAAAGGUUUCACUUCCCACUCACCUCAGCAAUUACUUGCUGGCCACAGUGAUCCCGCAGUGAGCCCCAGCUGUCACAGAGAAUGUCUUCCACAAUCUCCACACCGAGGGGCAUAAGGCAUGGAUUCAAGUCUCACUGCAGAAACACAAGCCUGUCUGUUUCAGGGCUGAGGAAGUGCCGCACUGUCGGAGGGUCAGUGCUGAGGGAGUGCCGCACUGACGGGGGGUCAGUGGUGAGGGAGU